AUGCCACCCUCCGAUCUAAGCAUCGCUCACUUACGGACAGGUUCGACGCAUGCCCGUACUCCAGCCAGAGUCGCUCCCCCGACUGACACCUGCCCACUUUAUGAACUCUGCACCCCUCUACCUCCCAAUGAGAUUAGAAGCCACCGGUUCGAUCCUGCGAGAUCUGCCAUGCGCAUCUUAACUUGGGAUGAUAUGGAGGUCGAGCUUGGGGGAUGGGUCUUCCUCGCCUGCCCGCAGUCCGGGCCCUGCACCGACUGUCAUCAGCACGAACCACAUGUCAACACGAUUGUCGUGGGCAUCGGCGCAGCUUCCACCCACGAUGGUCGCUUUGAUGGCCGUGCCAGUAUCGCAGCAUAUUUUGGUGCAUCAAACGCUCACAACAUCGCCCAUCCGCUCAUCUCGCCUCGCCCAACCUACCAGAUGGCCAUGCUGGAGGCGUGUCGGUACGUUCUGAGGCGCACGCAGCUAUGCCUCGACGAGUGGAAACGGCACAAGGCAGAGGCUACUACAAUCACGCAAUGCUGUCUCAACGUUCUCAUCAUCAAGACAGACUCGGAGUUCAUCGUGCGUGGAUACACUGAAUGGCUGCCCAACUGGAAGGUGAACGGUUGGCGGAACCACCGGGAUGAGCCGGUGUCAUUUGCCAGUCUGUGGCGAGAGAUCGACAGUCUCAUCACAGCAUUGGAACGAAGCAUCCGUGUGGUGUUCUGGCAUGUUCCUCGCCAGAUAAAUGAAGUUGCUCACUCCAUGGCCCGGGUGGCUUUGCAGAUGGUGUCUCAUCGAUAG
Penicillium macrosclerotiorum is the source of this 786-nucleotide messenger RNA. RefSeq lists its product as uncharacterized. Gene Ontology annotation, molecular function: nucleic acid binding; RNA-DNA hybrid ribonuclease activity. The transcript is spliced from 2 exons. The record is from RefSeq and is a predicted model, not a curated record. Bases 1 to 786 code for a protein of 261 amino acids. NCBI's taxonomy places the organism in Eukaryota, Fungi, Ascomycota, Eurotiomycetes, Eurotiales, Aspergillaceae.